GAUGACGUUUCAGGCAGAUACACAAGUAGCCGGCUGAUCGGGAUCAGCCUGUUUCGAUUGUUCGGAUCCUUCUUGACAGUUUGUGGUCACAAAAGCUCGAUCAAGAAGGCGAGUUUAAUCGUCCAAAAAUGGGCACCCGACAGGAGCUGUUGUCAGGCCCAGACGUGCGCAAGUUGGAGAAGCUUUUCCAGCACGGAACCGGCGUUCCUGACCAGGGCUGGAGAAUCCCCCUGGACCAUGUGUUUCCACGGAGGGGUAUGAAGCCCAAUGCCAAACCUCGCUUCAAGCAACUCAAAGAUCUGUACGGAGUGUUCUAUAGGUACUUUUUCUGGUGGAUGAAGAAGAAAACUGGACAUAAGAGACCAUUCAUUGAUGCCCUGAAUCCUGUGCAGCUUCAACAAAUCUAUGGUGUGCCACUAGGGGGUCUCGGCUGUGGUAGUAUCUGCCGCGGAUGGAAGGGUGACUUUUGUAGAUGGGCACUGCUACCUGGGAUCUACAGCUAUGACAUCAAAAUGGCCAACCAGUUUACUGUGUGUGUCAGGAGAAGAGGCCAGACAACCUAUCAGCAGGUUUUAUCCACCAGACAUCCAUCAUGUCUGACGGAGUGGAACUGGAGCUACAGCCCGUCCCAUGCCUAUUACCACGCCCUGUACCCCCGUGCCUGGACAGUGUACGAGUUACCUGGACAAAACAUCACUCUCACCUGUCGGCAGGUGUCACCUGUGCUUCCACAUGACUACAAGGACAGCAGCAUCCCUGCAGCUGUGUUUGUCUGGACAGCAGAGAAUCAUGGGAAGGAAGAAGUGGACAUCAGCCUCAUGUUCACCUUCCAGAAUUCCAUAGGAGCUGAUACUGACCUCUCAGGAGGUCACUGGAAUGAACCAUUUUCUGUGAAUGAGGAAGGAGUCGACCCUGUAUCUGGGAUUUUGCUGCAUCACCAGCAUAAGACGAUGCCUUGCACAAUUGCCUUAGGAAUACCACAUAAGGAGGGCAUCCGAGUGACAGGUAGCACAUCGUUUAACCCAGCUGGUUCUGGGAAGGAGAUCUGGAGGGACCUGAUGUACGAUGGAGAGCUGGGGUCACCAGAAGCCCCUACAAACAAGACAGUUAAAGGGGAAGCCCUGGCCGGAGCAGUCUGUGCAUCAUUUAAGCUGCCAUCAGGAGGAAAACAGGACACUGAUUUUGUCCUGUCCUGGGACAUGCCUGUCAUAAAGUUCGUUGGGUCCUGUCGCACCUACAAGAGGUGGUAUACAGGCUGGUUCGGGGAUGAUGGAACAGCUGCCCCCAAACUUGCUGCCUAUGCUCUCAGUCACUACCCAGAGUGGGAGAGCACCAUAGAGGAGUGGCAGAGGCCUAUCCUGGACAAUCAGUCCUACCCAGAGUGGUAUAGGUCUGCCCUGUUCAAUGAGUUGUACUUCAUGUCUGAUGGUGGGACCAUCUGGUUAGUGGCUGAGGACAAUGAUGGACAUGUGGAGAACAAUCUGCCACCAUGGCUCAGGGAGAAGACUCCUGCUCACAUCAUGGAGUAUGGGAGGUUUGGCUAUUUGGAAGGCCAUGAGUACAGAAUGUACAACACCUAUGAUGUUCACCACUAUGCAUCCUUUGCCUUAGCAAUGCUGUGGCCUCAGUUGGAAUACAGCAUCCAAUAUGACUAUGCACUCACUAUCCUGGAGGAAGACAGGAGUUGGCAGCCUGAACUGUGGCAUGGUGGAUGGAUGCACAGGAAAGCAAUCAACUCUGUACCUCAUGACUUAGGAGACCCUUAUGAUGAGCCAUUCAUCCACGUCAAUGCCUAUGUGAUGCAUGACACGUCUGACUGGAGGGAUCUGAACCUGAAGUUUGUGUUACAAAUCUUCAGGGACUACUUUGUUGGACGUGAUAAGGGCUUCCUAGCUUUCAUGUGGCCAAGAGCCCAGGCUGUUAUGACCAAAGCCCUUACAUGGGACACAGACCAGGAUGGGAUGAUAGACAACAGUGGGGCAGCUGACCAGACUUAUGAUGCCUGGAUUGUAACUGGAGCAAGUGCCUACUGUGGUGGACUGUGGUUAGCUGCCCUGAGGUGUAUGGUGGAGAUAGCUAACAUCCUGGGGAAGGAGGAGGAAGAACAACACUACUUGGCAGUCAUGCAGAGGGCCAAAACUGCCUAUGAGGAGAAACUCUGGAAUGGGGAGUACUACAACUAUGACUGCAGCGGUAGAUCCUACUCCAACUCCAUCAUGGCAGGGGCAGGGUCAGGACACUGGUACCUCCGGGCCUGUGGACUGGUACCCGAGGACAAUGAAGUCAUGGACUCUGAUAGGGAGGUCCUGCCUUUGGACCAUGUCGCAAGUUCGCUGAGGAAAGUGUAUGACUUCAACGUGAUGCAGUUCCACCAGGGCACUAUGGGAGCUGUCAACGGGAUGCGGCCUAACGGGAAGAAAGACCUGACCAGUAUGCAGAGUGAGGAAGUUUGGACGGGAAUCACAUAUGCACUAGCAGCCAGUAUGAUCCAGGAGGGCAUGGUGGAGGAGGGUUUCCAAACAGCCUAUGGUGUGUACAACAUGUGUUACCUCCAGUGUGGCUUCGCCUUCCAAACUCCUGAAGCUUACCUGGAGAGAGAUUUUUUCCGCUCCCUGGGCUACAUGCGUCCCCUGGCCAUCUGGGCCAUGCAGUGGGCCCUAGAGAGCAGGCACAGGGCAAGGGUCACUAGUAGCUAAAAGAUUAGGUCACAGGGCAUAGUUCACAGGUCAAAUGUAUGAACAGUAUGAUGGACAUACUGACAAUACAAAAAAAUGUAGGUACAUGUAGUUUUUCCAUGUACACAUAACAGGUUCUUCUUGGCCCUCUAAAAUUGUCCAAACAAGUAGCUCUAAAACUUGAGGUGCCAGGAAACUGUCUGUUUGCCUUAUGUUGUCAAAAAUAUAUAUUAGUUUGGCAAUACUGAUAAUUCAUGCGACAGUGUACAUUCCACAUGUACAAUAGUGUGUAAUAGGGCUCGGUAUCGGUACAGCGUACCGGUAUAAAAUCAGUUUUUCUUAUUGGACGGGUCCAGAGAAACCGGACCUGAAAAAUUAGGUGGA
Messenger RNA from Branchiostoma floridae (Florida lancelet), 3059 nucleotides. RefSeq names its product non-lysosomal glucosylceramidase-like. Gene Ontology annotation, biological process: carbohydrate metabolic process; central nervous system development; glucosylceramide catabolic process. The coding region runs from base 129 to 2696 and encodes 855 amino acids. The transcript has 18 exons. Gene Ontology annotation, cellular component: membrane. The record is from RefSeq and is a predicted model, not a curated record. Gene Ontology annotation, molecular function: beta-glucosidase activity; glucosylceramidase activity. Lineage: Eukaryota; Metazoa; Chordata; Leptocardii; Amphioxiformes; Branchiostomatidae.